Planococcus citri (citrus mealybug) is the source of this 2336-nucleotide messenger RNA. RefSeq names its product ATP-binding cassette sub-family F member 2. Gene Ontology annotation, molecular function: ATP hydrolysis activity; ATP binding. The coding region runs from base 308 to 2209 and encodes 633 amino acids. NCBI's taxonomy places the organism in Eukaryota, Metazoa, Arthropoda, Insecta, Hemiptera, Pseudococcidae. The record is from RefSeq and is a predicted model, not a curated record. The transcript is spliced from 12 exons.
ACUUUGUACUCCUUUUCGGUUUUAGUUCAUCAUGUGGUGAGUGACUGAGUGAAAACUGGUGAAAACACAUAAGAUAACUUUAAAAAUCUGGUGUUCAACUUUUUAUACGAUUUUAUUUAUAAUAAAUUUAUUCAGUUUUAAAAAUUCUAUAGUUUAGUCUCCCAUCGAUCUCCAGUGUUUCAUCUUCACUCCGUGGUUGAAUUCAUCAUCAAGAGUCAUUUCUUCCUUUCGACAUCAAACUACUUCAUGUUGAUUUAUUCAUCGGUAAAGGUUUCGUGAAGAAGAAAGCCCUCCUCUAGCCUACAUCAUGCCAUCUGAAGCGAAAAAGAAACAACAGCAGAAGAAAAAAGAUGCUGCGAAAGCUCGCCAGCAACCUGCUGCAAAAGCUGCAACAGCCACAGCGACAGCAACCGGUUCGAAGUCUAAACCUGCAGAUAAAGAUAAACCUAAGCCUAACGCUAGUGGUGAAAACUGUGCCGAAAAUGGUAAAAGUAACGAAAAUGGAGACAUCUCAGAAGAAUUAAUAUUGAAAAAACUCGAAGAAGAUAUGAAAUUAAAUGCUGAAGCUCGUUCCUGCACUGGUAGUUUAGUGCUGCAUCCCCGCGCUCGUGAUAUUAAAUUCUCUAAUUUUUCCAUUACCUUUCAUGGUUGUGAACUAGUACAGGAUACUAUGUUGGAAUUGAAUUGCGGACGUAGAUACGGUCUGAUUGGUUUAAAUGGAAGCGGGAAAUCCACUCUACUUGCUGUUCUGGGUAACCGAGAAGUAGCUAUUCCAGAUCAUAUUGAUAUCUUUCACUUGACUCGUGAAAUGGCUGCAUCGGAUAAAACUGCUUUACAAUGCGUUAUGGAAGUAGACGAAGAACGUAUGAAGCUCGAGAAACUCGCUGAAGAAUUGGUCGCCUGCGAGGACGAUGACUCUCAAGAGCAAUUAAUGGAUAUAUAUGAAAGAUUGGACGACAUGAAUGCAGAUACUGCGGAAGCUAGAGCAGCUUACAUUUUACACGGUUUAGGAUUCACGCCAGAAAUGCAGAUUAAAAAGACUAAAGAUUUCUCCGGUGGUUGGAGAAUGCGUAUCGCGUUAGCAAGAGCGUUAUACGUGAAACCGCAUUUAUUGUUGCUGGACGAACCCACUAAUCACUUGGAUUUGGAUGCCUGUGUGUGGUUAGAAGAAGAACUCAGAACGUAUAAACGAAUUUUGGUUCUUAUAUCGCAUUCGCAAGAUUUCCUCAACGGAGUUUGCACCAAUAUCAUCCACUUGGAUAAGAAACGAUUAAAAUAUUAUACCGGUAAUUAUGAUAUGUUUGUGAAAACACGAGCUGAAUUAUUGGAGAACCAAAUGAAACAGUAUAAUUGGGAGCAAGAUCAAAUAGCUCAUAUGAAAAAUUACAUCGCAAGAUUUGGUCACGGUAGCGCUAAACUAGCUCGUCAAGCUCAAAGCAAAGAAAAAACUCUAGCAAAAAUGGUCGCCGGUGGUUUAACCGAACGUGUAGUUAGCGACAAAUUGGUCACGUUCUAUUUCCCCUCUUGUGGUACUAUUCCGCCACCGGUCAUCAUGGUGCAAAACGUAAGCUUCCGGUAUAACGAAAAAACUCCUUGGAUUUAUAGAAAUCUUGAAUUCGGUAUUGACCUGGAUUCUCGAGUAGCUCUUGUCGGACCUAACGGAGCUGGCAAAAGUACCCUUUUGAAAUUACUUUACGGUGAAUUAAUACCUAGUGAAGGCAUGAUUCGUAAAAACUCGCAUUUACGCUUUGCUCGUUACCAUCAACAUUUACAUGAACUAUUGGAUUUGGAUAUAUCACCUUUAGACUACAUGAUGAAAUCGUUCCCCGAUGUGAAAGAACGAGAAGAAAUGAGAAAAAUUAUCGGUCGAUAUGGACUUACUGGUAGACAACAAGUUUGUCCAAUUAGACAGCUCAGCGAUGGUCAAAGAUGUAGAGUAGUUUUCGCUUAUUUGGCAUGGCAGGCUCCUCAUUUAUUACUUUUGGACGAACCUACCAAUCAUUUAGAUAUGGAAACCAUCGACGCAUUGGCUGAUGCAGUCAACGAGUUUGAAGGUGGAAUGGUUCUAGUUAGUCACGAUUUUAGGCUAAUUUCUCAGGUCGCUCAAGAAAUUUGGAUUUGUGAACACGGGACGAUUACCAAAUGGCAAGGAAAUAUUUUGGAUUACAAGGAACAUCUGCGUGAAAAAUUAAAAUCAAAUAGUAAAUAAGUGGCUAUCUAAAUGGAAUCGCGAACUGCAUCAGUUCAGCUUUAGUUCCCUUCCAUGCUCGAUCGAAUUAAUCGCAACCAACGUGAAAUUUGUUUUGUUUCGCAACUCAAUAAAAAUUCUCGUACUA